Harpegnathos saltator (Jerdon's jumping ant) is the source of this 729-nucleotide messenger RNA. RefSeq lists its product as uncharacterized. Gene Ontology annotation, molecular function: catalytic activity. The transcript is spliced from 3 exons. The coding region runs from base 1 to 729 and encodes 242 amino acids. Lineage: Eukaryota; Metazoa; Arthropoda; Insecta; Hymenoptera; Formicidae. The record is from RefSeq and is a predicted model, not a curated record.
AUGGGGAUCCUUGACGAGGUCGGGGAGGUGGUGCGGCAGUGCCACCCCCAACCCGUCGUGGUUGCCGGGGACUUCAACGCCCACUCCACGGUGUGGGGUUGCGGUCCCCGGCAGGGGGAUCUCCAGAGGGGCAACGCCGUGAUCAGCUGGGCGGCGGCACUCGGCCUCCUGUUGAUGAACAGGGGGUCGACCAGCACCUGUGUGCGGCCGAACGGGGAGUCGGUCAUUGAUCUGACCUGGGCCUCCCCUUCGGCCGCCCGGAUCUUCCGGGAGUGGGCUGUGGUGACCGAGGGCGACAAUAUGUCUGAUCACAGAUACAUUGUCUGUGCCCUCGGUCCCCAAGCCCCUCCGCAGUCCCAUCGCCGUCGGCGCCGGGCCACCUAUUGGUGGACGGCGGCCAUUGCUGACUUGCGAGAGGCCGCCGCCCAGGCCAAGCGGGUGUACAACCGGGCCCGGCUGAAGGAGGGGGAGGCCGCGAAGGAGAAGGAGGGCUGUCGUCAAGCGCGAAACGCCCUCAAGGCCGCUAUAGCCGAGGCGAUGGCUCCGAGGCGGGAGUCUGGGAGCAAUUGGCAAUACGGGUUCAGGCCUGGACGAUCGACGCUGGACGCGAUCCAGCAGGUCCGGGACCUGGCCCGUGCCGUCAUGGAGGAGAGGGGCAGGGUGUUGUUGGCGGUAUCGUUGGAUAUCACCAAUGCCUUCAAUACCUUACCGUGGCCGGAGAUUGGAUAG